AUGAGGACGGAAACUGUAUUCAAUCUGCUCUGCGCUUUGGUCGUGGCGACCUAUGGCGCGCCAAAUCCAAACCCAAAAACCAUCUCGUACGUAUUUCCUGGACGAAAUACUGGAAAGAUUGUCGGUGGUGUGGAGGCUGAUAGGCACGAGUUUAAAUUUUUGGUCGACAUACGCCAAGUCGAUCACAAAUGCGCAGGCUCAAUCGUUAGUCCAGAAUGGGUCGUUACGGCAGCCCACUGUUCUCAAAAUAUAUGGGCCGGCUACACACUCGUCGCUGGGGAUCACAAUAUUAAUGAGGUUGAAGGAAACGAACAAACUAGCCAAGUUACGAAGAUUGUAAUUCAUCCAAAUUAUGGUUAUGUAUCUGGGAAGUUUCUCCAAAAUGAUAUCGCAUUGAGAAAGGUGUCACCUCCAUUCGAAUUUAAUGAAUAUGUCCAGGCCAUCGCUAUUCCAGACACAAACUUUGCACCAACUUCUUUUGCCACCGUUACUGGUUGGGGGGGUCUAUCCGAGGUUGGUGCACCUUCAUCUAAUUUGAUGAAGAUCGAUGUCCCUCGCGUAGAUGACGACACCUGCAACACCAUUUACAACAACACCAUAGUCCCAUCGAUGAUUUGCUAUGGCGAAGAUGUUAGAGAUACUUGGUUUGGAGAUUUAGGUGGCCCCAUCCUUUGUGGUGAUAACCAAACUUUGUGCGGUAUAGCGUCUUGGAGACAUGGUUUCGCACAACUAAAUUACCCCGGCGUUUACGUCGAGCCCUCAUAUUUCGGUGAAUGGAUUCGUGGAACAAUUGCCCCAGUUGAUGAAAACCCAAGCCCAGUGGUGUCGAUUACUACCUGUGGUGGCCGCAUCGACGCAUCGUCCGGCGAAAUCAAAUUCCAACUUGGCGCGUCCAUUCGUGCUAAUCAGAAAUGUGUCUGGGUGGUCAAGGCUACAUAUGAGUCAGUCCGAUUCCGGCUUUCAGGCCUAAGCAAAAAGGAUGGACUUUAUUUGACCAAUUUUAACAGUUCUGGACCUGUCACACACCAGCGAAUGUAA
Molecule: messenger RNA, 1038 nt
Organism: Folsomia candida
Lineage: Eukaryota; Metazoa; Arthropoda; Collembola; Entomobryomorpha; Isotomidae
Product: trypsin
Exons: 6
Coding region: 1-1038 (345 amino acids)
Biological process (GO): proteolysis
Molecular function (GO): serine-type endopeptidase activity
Source: RefSeq, a predicted model, not a curated record